CCUGGUCCGACCCCCAGUGGCACUAACGUGGGAUCCUCAGGGCGCUCUCCCAGCAAAGCAGUGGCCGCCCGGGCGGCGGGAUCCACUGUCCGGCAGAGGUAAGGAACCCUGCAGUUCGUUCGCUUCCAGACUCGGAGAUAGGACCCAGAACCUCGCUGAUUCUGGGGUGGAGACCCUAGCAUGUGAAGAUUGACAAAGGCAAAAUGAGCUUCUAGUGACGUGGCCGUGGGAGUAGUUAAAGGCCUUUUGGGAGGAAGGCGACAUUUUUUUUCUCGUUGCUCAGUUUAGGGCACUACUCUUAAAAAAGGAAAGUUAACAAACUGGAAUAGAGUCAGAGAUAACUUUGAGAAAACCGAUGUCAUUAAACUGGUGUCUCUGGACCUGAGGUUUGCACUCACAUUUCCAUCUGGCGGCCCCAUAAGCAAUCUGUCCUACAGAUAACUCGUCCUACACAAAACUUAGUCUCUUUUCAGCUCAGCUCUCUCACUCUCAAUUAUAUCUCCUUACUUCCAUAUGGCACUGUUGUACACUCAUUUACUCAGAGCCAGAAACGUCAGCGUCAUCUUGGAUUUUUCUUAUGCUCUUUCUCUCUCUAGUCAUAUGCCAGACUUUAAACUCUGCUUGAAAGCUUUCUCAUAAGCUCUUUCCUUUUCCCUUUCUACUGCUUUGCAUUUGCUACUUAACCCUUUUCUUCAGGCUGUUUGCUUUCCAGUCCAUCGUUCGCUCUGCUGUUACUCUUCUGCGUAGUUUCUGUUACUUGUUGCUGAACUAAAAAAAACAAACAAACAAAAAAAAAAAACCGGGGGGAUACCAAAGCUCUUAGUGGUCAUUUCAGCCUAACCUUUCUUUUUCCUUUUUUUUUUUUUGGGAUGGAAUCUCACUCUGUCGCCCAGGCUGGAGUGCAGUGGCACGAUCUCGGCUCACUACAGCCUUUGCCUCCAGAGUUCAAGCAAUUCUCCUGCCUCAGCCUCCUGAGUAGCUGAGACUGCAGGCACGUGCCACCACACCCAGCUAAUUUUUUGUAUUUUUAGUAGAGACGGGGUUUCACCAUGUUAGCCAGGAUGGUCUCGAUCUCCUGACCUUGUGAUCCUCCGUCUCUGCCUCCAAAAGUGCUGGAAUUACAGGCGUGAGCCACUGCGCCCGGCCUUCAGCCUAAUCUUUCUUUGCUGUCCUAUGAUCCAGCACUCGUGAACCCAUUACUGUUUUCUGAAUUCACAAACUUUCUCCCUCAUCUCAAGGCAAAUUUCUACUUAUUUUCCAAGACUAAGCUCAGGGGUUAUUUCCUCUUGAGGCCUUCUCUGUCUGUAAGCAGCAGUAGCUACUAGUUUUCCCUUUUGCCCCCAUAGCAUUUUGUUCAUAUCAUUAUAAGACCAGUGAUGUUUCCAUAUUUAUCUCCUUCAUUAGACUUUAACAGAGAACCUGCUCAAGUCAUUUCUAUCCCAGGUACCCACCAUAAGGCAUGACACAAUAAAUAAUGACUGAAGGAAGGAAUCAAGCAACCAAGUUGUUUUGGGAUUUUUGAAGGAACUAGUGGGGUUUUAUCUAGGGAGGAAAAAAUCUUGAACACAUGCAUGGAAACUUCUGAAGGAUGUGAAGAGGGAUGUGACAUUUUCUGGCUGCAACAGGAAAAAUGCCAGCUGUGGGACAAGGAGUGCAGGCCGCACAACCUCGGCAGGCACCGGGGGGAUGUGGCGAUUCUACACAGAAGAUUCACCUGGGCUCAAAGUUGGCCCUGUUCCAGUAUUGGUUAUGAGUCUUCUGUUCAUCGCUUCUGUAUUUAUGUUGCACAUUUGGGGCAAGUACACUCGUUCGUAGAUUCAGUUACAUCCAUCUGUCAUCUGAAGAAGGAGGAAAAAACCCAACAUUUCUUGGACCAAAAGUAUAGUGACUAUCUGUUCAUGAGAGAAAUUUUCUGUAAGCUUGCUGUUUUACAGGGGAUUUAUCAAUAAUUGAUUUUGAGGAAUCAGUUUUUUUCUAUGGCUAAUAAACUUUUUAAUUCACUUAUA
This is a messenger RNA of Homo sapiens (human), 2006 nucleotides long. It is a transcript of the gene SEC61B, whose product is annotated as SEC61 translocon subunit beta. Gene Ontology annotation, molecular function: ribosome binding. The record is from RefSeq and is a predicted model, not a curated record. Gene Ontology annotation, biological process: intracellular protein transport. Bases 1572 to 1949 code for a protein of 125 amino acids. The transcript is spliced from 3 exons. Gene Ontology annotation, cellular component: endoplasmic reticulum membrane; Sec61 translocon complex; endoplasmic reticulum quality control compartment. Lineage: Eukaryota; Metazoa; Chordata; Mammalia; Primates; Hominidae.